AUGCCCCCGACCCCCACAGCCGCCGCAACCGGCGCCGUCGUGGCGGCGGCAUCAGCGGAGCAGGCGGCGUUCCGCCUCGUGGGCCACCGCAACUUCGUCCGCGUGAACCCGCGCUCCGACCGCUUCCACACGCUCGCCUUCCACCACGUGGAGCUCUGGUGCGCCGACGCGGCCUCGGCCGCGGGCCGCUUCUCCUUCGGGCUCGGCGCGCCGCUCGCCGCGCGGUCCGACCUGUCCACGGGGAACUCGGCGCACGCGUCCCUGCUGCUCCGCUCGGGCGCCCUCGCGUUCCUCUUCACGGCGCCCUACGCGCACGGCGCCGACGCCGCCACCGCCUCGCUGCCCUCCUUCUCCGCCGCCGCCGCGCGGCGCUUCGCGGCCGACCACGGCCUCGCGGUGCGCGCCGUCGCGCUCCGCGUCGCCGACGCCGAGGACGCCUUCCGCGCCAGCGUCGCGGCCGGCGCGCGUCCGGCGUUCGAGCCCGUCGAGCUCGGCCUCGGCUUCCGCCUCGCCGAGGUCGAGCUCUACGGCGACGUCGUGCUCCGGUACGUGAGCUACCCGGACGACGCGGACGCGCCCUUCCUGCCGGGCUUCGAGGGCGUGAGAAGCCCCGGGGCGGUGGACUACGGGCUGAGGAGGUUCGACCACAUCGUCGGCAACGUGCCGGAGCUGGCGCCGGCGGCCGCCUACUUCGCUGGCUUCACGGGGUUCCACGAGUUUGCCGAGUUCACGGCGGAGGACGUGGGCACCACGGAGAGCGGGCUCAACUCGAUGGUGCUCGCCAACAACGCCGAGAACGUGCUGCUCCCACUCAACGAGCCGGUGCACGGCACCAAGCGCCGCAGCCAGAUACAGACGUUCUUGGACCACCACGGCGGCCCCGGCGUGCAGCACAUGGCGCUGGCCAGCGACGACGUGCUCAGGACGCUGAGGGAGAUGCAGGCGCGCUCGGCCAUGGGCGGCUUCGAGUUCAUGGCGCCUCCGACGCCCGAUUACUAUGACGGCGUCAGGCGGCGCGCCGGGGACGUGCUCACGGAGGCGCAGAUUAAGGAGUGCCAGGAACUAGGGGUGCUGGUGGACAGGGAUGACCAGGGCGUGCUGCUCCAAAUCUUCACCAAGCCAGUGGGGGACAGGCCAACAUUGUUCUUGGAGAUCAUUCAAAGGAUCGGGUGCAUGGAGAAGGAUGAGAAGGGGCAAGAAUACCAGAAGGGUGGCUGUGGCGGGUUUGGCAAGGGAAACUUCUCACAGCUGUUCAAAUCCAUUGAGGAUUAUGAGAAGUCCCUUGAAGCUAAGCAAGCUGCAGCAGCUUGA
This is a messenger RNA of Miscanthus lutarioriparius, 1311 nucleotides long. The record is from the annotation of a GenBank genome assembly. Lineage: Eukaryota; Viridiplantae; Streptophyta; Magnoliopsida; Poales; Poaceae.